AUGUCGUCCCCCGCGCCUCCGCAUCGCGUCGCCAUUGAUGCAACUGGAAAUGUUCCAACCCAGGGUCCUCCAGCCCAGAGUGUCGCUGAAAUCUCCGACACCAUAGUAGUUGGCGGUGAUUACUCAGAGGAAUCCCCAGACGAGAGCGACGACAGCUUUGACGCCUAUGGAGAAGACGAUGGGCAGGAUCAAAAGAAGAACGAACCGGUGUCUGGUAACGAUGACUAUGCGAGAACCUCUGAUUCGCCUGGACAUCGGGAUAAGGGUGAGGCUAGCGAGGCUCAACACGAUGUAUCAAAGGCCUCAGAAUCCAUGAAUAGUUCAUCCGCUCCUGAAACGUUAAAGAGUCAGUCCCCCGCUGCCCCUACUUCUGAUACUUCAUCGCUCCGGGCUGCCGAGAGUCUUCAUCCUGCUUCUCUGUCUGCCUCGUUGGCCGGCGCCGCCUCCUCCCUUGCCGCAGGCCUCCUCCCGACGGCUGCCUCAGAGGAGCUGCCCGCCGCGUCCGCCGUCUCUCCGGGGUCCCCAUCGGCCCAUGAAGAUGAUGCCGCUGUUGAUAUCCAGAAGCUGGUAGACGACAUCACUGCAAGAGCUGCCGCUUCAGUUCCAUCCCCUGUGUCGCUUGGUCAAGCCCCGCCAGCCGCUUCUCGAGCUAUCUCGCCUGCAUUGACUACGUCUCAUUCUUCCUCUCUCCCUCCCAAACCUUCCAUAUCUCAGCAGCCAGAGCAAUUGCCUGCCCUUCCCCAGGGCCAUGCGUUCCAAGCCCAGCUUCCGGGCUCGCAUGCAUCUUUGAUGGAUUCGAUGCCCACAGAGGACUCUGCGACUCCCCAUGGCACGUUCCAGACUAUCGGCGCUCCCGGUACUACAAGUGAACCUGUUUCAUCUCUCCCGCUCCCGCCACCCACUUCAUUAAAUGGCUCGCAUGCCCAACCAGAUGCCUCGCUGUCGAGCGCCACUCCGGUCCCUGCUACUGGAGACGGUGCAGCUGGUAACUUGCAUUCCGUAUCAGAGCAGCAGCAGGCGUGGGAGGACUUUCAGGCCGACGAGAAGCGCUAUACUUCCGAAGCAAAAUGGGAAAGAUUCCCCGAGAACUCACGUAUAUUCAUCGGAAACCUAUCUAGCGAGCGGGUUUCUAAACGUGAGGUAUUCGACGUUUUUCAUAAUUACGGCCGCUUGGCCCAGAUUUCGCUGAAAAACGCCUAUGGCUUUGUCCAGUACCACACCAGAAAUGAGGGCCAGACAGCCAUGGAGAAUGCCCAGGGCAUUGAGCUUGGCGGUCGUAAAAUACAUCUCGAGUUUUCCCGUGCUCAAAAAAGGAAGGACAAGGAGAAGGAUGAUCGAGGCCGAUCUCCGGAGCGGCGGAACCAGCGCGGUGGUGGACGUGGUAACGAUCGCGGAGCGACCGAUCGAUACGACAAGAGAGAUCACCGACGGCGAGAUGAUUAUAGACCCGGGCGAUCGCCUUCUCCGCGGCGUCAUGAUCGCCGAGGUAGCCGGGACGUCAAUUAUCCUCGAGAACGGGAUCCACCUAGCGUCUUUGACCGGCGACGAUCUCGGUCGCCAACACGAUUUUCGGAUCCCUACCGACGCAGAUCCCCGAGCCCACGCCGUCGUGCACCGUCCGAUGCCGAUCGUCUCGACGUUGCUCAACGCUUUGGAGCCGACGUUCCAGAUGUUCAGUUCUUUGUGCUUCCAGAGGUGUCAAGAGAAUUCAUCGACUGGGUCCAGCAACGCUUCCAUGAGCGAGGCCUCAGAACCAAUGUUAUGUUUCUCAACCCUCGGUUUCCGCGAGACGCCCUGGUACAGCGCCAAGUCCUCGAGGGAGUUCACGCCAUAGUUGAUCUCGACCACGCCGCUCAAAGCCGCGCCCGAAUCUCAAUCCAAGUCUUUAUUCGUUCAGGUGGCAGUGCUCAUUUCAACACAUACCAGGACAUUGAUCCUGUGACGGCAGUGGGCCUUGUGAUUGCACAAACAGGAAAUCGCCUUACCUCUCCUCCGACCCAAUACAACCACGGUCACUCCUAUCUUCCUGAUGCCCCUCUCGCAGGAUAUCCAUACCAUGGUCCUCAUGCUUCCGCCCCUCCUGUCCAUGCUCGGCCUACCGCUUCAGCGCCUGAUCUCGCAAGCAUGGUGGGCCAGUUAGAUAAUCCUACCCUCCAAGCUCUCAUUGCCUCACUACAGGCCUCGCAAGGGCAUGCGGGGCACCAGUCUGCGAAUCCCAUGCUGCCGGCCACGGUCGGACCUCAGGCGCCUCCCAUUGACCUUAAUGCACUGCUCGGCAACCUUCAGAAUCCUGCCACAGCUCAGCCAGUCCCAGCGGCAGGAUAUGCUGGUAUGCCGAAUUACGGAUCUGCUUCCGCGUAUUAUCCACCUCUGGGACAGGCGAUGACGUCUGCUGUCCCUAAUGCGCCAGCCGGCAUGAUGGGUUAUGGUGGCCCGGAUGCAGCACAGCAGGUCCAGACCAUCAUGGAAUCACUGAGACGGGGUAGCACGAACUAA
This is a messenger RNA of Lasiosphaeria miniovina, 2496 nucleotides long. RefSeq lists its product as uncharacterized. The record is from RefSeq and is a predicted model, not a curated record. The coding region runs from base 1 to 2496 and encodes 831 amino acids. Gene Ontology annotation, molecular function: RNA binding. The transcript is spliced from 3 exons. NCBI's taxonomy places the organism in Eukaryota, Fungi, Ascomycota, Sordariomycetes, Sordariales, Lasiosphaeriaceae.